AUCAGAAAAGUUGCUCCAGCAAUAGUGAAUUUAUCUCUUGGAAUUUUUGCUUUAAAAUAGUUUUAAUAGUUAUCCCAAAUUUAGCAAAGCGCUUUCACUUACAUCAAGGUGAUAGACACAUUAAGCGUAAAGACAUAAUGGCCGACCCAUGCUUCUAUUAUGACAAAGAUGGAUCAAUGUUCUUGUUUGUGUGGCUUGCCGCCUGCACUAUCGCAAUGGUGCCCUUGUCCUAUUUUGGAUGGCCGAAAGCGAUUCAAAAGAAUAAUGCUAAUACCGGGAACGGCAAGAAGAAGAACAAAUGCCGUUGUGGGGAAUGCAUCAAGAAGAACACGCGACUGGCCAAGGUCCAUCCGUUGCGACCCAUUCUGAUGUGGCUCCUUCGCACAGGCCUAGUGAUCGCAUGGAUCCUGUUGGGUGCCCUGGCCGUGCGAGGGCCGCUAAACAAGAUCGAGCCAGAGGUGAAGAACAUCUUCAACCCUUUUAGUAUACUAAAUUUGGAACCAGAUGCAUCGAAGGAGGAGAUCCGUCAGUCCUACCACCAGCUCUCGAUGAUUCUCCAUCCCGACAAGGUGACCGGCGACCAUGAAGCAUUCAUUCUGCUGACUAAAGCUUACGCAGCUCUCACCACCGACACUGGGUUGAAGAACUACCAGCUGUAUGGGCAUCCCGAUGGCCCAGAGGUGGCCACCUUUGCUAUAGCCCUGCCCGCAUGGCUUGUGGCUGUGGAGUAUCGGCUGUGGGUUCUGGGUCUCUACGCUUUGGUCCUUAUCGUUGCCUUGCCCCUGGGUGUGUCGUAUUGGUGGAAGAGUGCCAUGCGCUACUGGGGAAACGUGCUAGUGGCCACCAUCGAGCAGCAAUUUCUGUUACUAUCCCAAGCCAAUCAAUUGCGAGUGAGGAGCGCCCUGAUGCUGCUGUCUUGCAGCUAUGAAUUCAAUCACGAAUACAAUACGGAGAUGAUGAUACGCGAAUCGGACAACUUGGAGCUACGUGCUCUGUUUCGACAUCUGAAGAAUUUCGAUCCCACGACCAAGGAGUAUCCCUUCUGCCUGAAGUACGUGAUCAAGGCCAGGACCAUUCUCCACGCGCAUCUCUCGCGGCUGAACCUCAAGCCGGCUACGCUGGAACGCGAUCGCCAGCUAAUUGUGCGCCUAUGUCCGCACCUCAUCCAGGCAUUGCUCCAGUGCCUGAGUCAAGUGGCGCGGCUACGGCAUUGCCUGCAUUUCCCGCUCCAGACGAGCGUUGAGCACUUUGAGGUCGUCAUGAAGCUGCUGCCGAUGAUCGUCCAGGCGGUGUGGGAGGACAAGUCGCCGCUGUUGCAACUGCCGCAUAUCACCGAACAGCAUCUCAAUACGAUGAUCCGAAACGGCAAGAACAUGGCCAUCGCCAUCAACAGCAUGGAGCAUUUCGCUAGGCUGCCCUCUCGCGAGCGUCGCUCUCUGCUGCGCCCCCUCAAUGACUUUGAGUAUGCAAAUGCCAUGAAGGUGCUCGGCGGCAUGCCCCUGAUUGACUUGUCCGUCCACUGUGAGGUGCUGGACGAUUGGAAGUGCCAUGUGGUGACUGCUGGUGCCACUGUCACCGCCACCAUUACCAUCAGUCGUCAGGAUAUGCGGACAUUGAUCGAUAGCAACGUGGAAGCAUUCGCCGGGGAUAUGCAGCGCCACAACCGACGCAAUGGAAAGGGCAAGAAGAAAAGGCAUACAAAAGCCAGGAAACAACUGAAUGCCGUUGGAGAUCAUUGCCAGGAUCAUGCUGAAAAACAGGAUAACGAUGAUGACAAGGAAUGGGAGCGCGUCCAGUCAAAGUUUAAGCAGAAACUCCCCGUUCUAUUUCCAUCCAAGGAAUCGCACGCGGUCCACUGUCCCAUGUUUCCCGAUUCGAAGCAGGAGUACUGGUGGAUCUACAUCUGUGACCGACUCGAGCACUUGAUUAUCACACGAAUCACACACAUAAUGGAUCUCGUCAAUUCCAAAGAGAUUAAGCUGCAGUUCAAGGCUCCCCUGCUGCCCGGUGUCUAUACGUUUAUGGUUUGCAUGCGUUCCGACUCGUAUCUGGGUGUCGAUAAUUAUCACGAAUUUAAGCUGCGAGUCGAGGAGCCGGCACCCAUGCAGCUCAAUCAUACCCAGUAUCGUGGCUUGAACGAAGACUCCUCCGAUGCCGAUGGCGAUUCAGGGAAAACAACUGAUACUGAAAAUAUUUCAGACGAUAACCAGUCAUACCACAGUGCUGCCUCUUCCACCGAUGCUAACGAUGAUGAAGAUAAUGAUCAGGAUGCUCAGGAGGAAGAGCAGCAGGACACCCCUGUGGAGGGAGCUUUAUAGCCUGACCCUGCCCCUGUCCU
Molecule: messenger RNA, 2338 nt
Organism: Drosophila subobscura
Lineage: Eukaryota; Metazoa; Arthropoda; Insecta; Diptera; Drosophilidae
Product: translocation protein SEC63 homolog
Exons: 2
Coding region: 138-2318 (726 amino acids)
Biological process (GO): SRP-dependent cotranslational protein targeting to membrane; post-translational protein targeting to endoplasmic reticulum membrane
Cellular component (GO): Sec62/Sec63 complex
Molecular function (GO): transmembrane protein transporter activity; RNA binding
Source: RefSeq, a predicted model, not a curated record